GGAACAUGGUCUGUCCUCCCAUCUUCCCGUUCAGGAGCAGAAUUUUCCCUCCGUGAAAAAUCGAGCAGGUCUGGACAAGUGAGGCCAGCUCCAUGUAUCCAGAAUCGACAACGGGCUCCCCAGCUCGGCUCUCCCAGCGGCAGACGGGCUCCCCCGGGAUGCUCUACAGUACUCGGUAUGGGAGUCCCAAAAGACAGCUCCAGUUUUACAGGAACCUGGGCAAGUCCGGCCUGCGGGUCUCCUGCCUGGGGCUCGGAACCUGGGUGACCUUUGGAGGCCAGAUCACCGAUGAGAUGGCGGAGCAGCUGAUGACCUUGGCCUACGACAACGGCAUCAACCUCUUCGAUACUGCAGAAGUCUACGCGGCCGGCAAGGCCGAAGUGGUUCUAGGGAACGUCAUCAAGAAGAAGGGCUGGAGACGGUCCAGCCUCGUCAUCACCACCAAGAUCUUCUGGGGAGGAAAAGCGGAGACCGAGAGGGGCCUUUCCAGGAAGCACAUAAUAGAAGGUCUGAAGGCUUCCCUGGAGCGGCUGCAGUUGGAGUAUGUGGACGUGGUCUUUGCCAACCGCCCGGACCCCAACACACCUAUGGAAGAGACCGUACGAGCCAUGACGCACGUCAUCAACCAGGGGAUGGCCAUGUACUGGGGCACAUCGCGCUGGAGCUCCAUGGAGAUCAUGGAGGCCUACUCCGUGGCCCGGCAGUUCAACCUGAUCCCGCCCAUCUGCGAGCAGGCCGAGUACCACAUGUUCCAGCGCGAGAAGGUGGAAGUGCAGCUGCCCGAGCUGUUCCACAAGAUAGGCGUGGGCGCCAUGACCUGGUCCCCUCUGGCCUGCGGCAUCGUUUCCGGGAAGUAUGACAGCGGCAUCCCACCCUACUCGAGAGCCUCCUUGAAGGGCUACCAGUGGCUGAAGGACAAGAUCCUGAGCGAGGAGGGCCGGCGCCAGCAGGCGAAGCUGAAGGAGCUGCAGGCCAUCGCCGAGCGCCUGGGCUGCACCCUGCCCCAACUGGCCAUAGCCUGGUGCCUGCGGAACGAGGGCGUCAGCUCCGUGCUUCUGGGCGCCUCCAACGCCGACCAGCUCAUGGAGAACGUGGGAGCGAUUCAGGUCCUUCCAAAACUGUCGUCUUCCAUUAUCCACGAGAUCGAUAGUAUUUUGGGCAAUAAACCCUACAGCAAAAAGGACUACAGAUCCUAAGACGCCCCGCCCGCCUGCUCAGACAGUCCCCGUCUCCCUCCUAGUCUUUGUUCGCUCGCUUAAGCUGUUCUGAAGCCAAGUGAAGAGUGUGGUUUGCAUCAAAGAGAAAACACUCGCCGUGAUGUCAUCGGGAAAUGAUCUCCCACGUCGCUGCCAGACACCACCCACUGCUUCGCCAGACCACGUGGAAGCUGGAUUUGUGCCCGAGAAGCAUUGGUUAGGAAGGACGUUCAAGCAGUCCCACCCAAGCCGGUCGCUUCUGCUCAUCCUCCCAGAAAAGACCACCCAGCUGUCUCCCACCCUCGGCCCUUCAUGGCGAUUCCCGAAGUCAAGGCCAGGCCAAGGCCUGGUUGGGUCUUCUGGGUGGGCAGGGCCAGCCUCUCCUCUACCAAGACCCCCUGCCUGGUGUUGGGGGAGAAGAAGAGAGGUCUGCCCCUUCUGGGGCCUCCUCUGCCAGGACCCUGGUCAUUGGGUGGGACCUCCCCACCAGGGGUCUUCCUCAACCUCCCUCUUCCCAAGGGCUCCAGGUACUUUCUGGGGGCCCGGACCCGAUUCCUCCCCUGUCCUUCUGUGCCCUGACCUGCCCACUGGGCCUCGGCAGGGGCACACCCACCCAGCUGGCCUUGGACCCCCCCACCCUCAUUAGCAGGGGCAGGGACCCCAGAGGGAGUGGCUAUGUGGUUUGGGACC
Messenger RNA from Propithecus coquereli (Coquerel's sifaka), 1886 nucleotides. Its product is annotated as voltage-gated potassium channel subunit beta-2. Gene Ontology annotation, cellular component: membrane; cytoplasm; voltage-gated potassium channel complex. The coding region runs from base 93 to 1196 and encodes 367 amino acids. The transcript is spliced from 16 exons. Gene Ontology annotation, molecular function: voltage-gated potassium channel activity; potassium channel regulator activity; transmembrane transporter binding. The record is from RefSeq and is a predicted model, not a curated record. NCBI's taxonomy places the organism in Eukaryota, Metazoa, Chordata, Mammalia, Primates, Indriidae. Gene Ontology annotation, biological process: regulation of action potential; transmembrane transport; regulation of potassium ion transmembrane transport.